Molecule: messenger RNA, 14414 nt
Organism: Dreissena polymorpha
Lineage: Eukaryota; Metazoa; Mollusca; Bivalvia; Myida; Dreissenidae
Product: guanine nucleotide-binding protein G(q) subunit alpha
Exons: 9
Coding region: 242-1333 (363 amino acids)
Biological process (GO): phospholipase C-activating dopamine receptor signaling pathway; adenylate cyclase-modulating G protein-coupled receptor signaling pathway
Cellular component (GO): heterotrimeric G-protein complex
Molecular function (GO): guanyl nucleotide binding; G-protein beta/gamma-subunit complex binding; G protein-coupled receptor binding
Source: RefSeq, a predicted model, not a curated record
GUCAGUCACACCCCCGCGUGUUUGAGUUUACCACACCCUUAAUGAAGACAGAAUCCAGAAGACACACAGAGCAUCUGCCAUUUUGGAUGUUUUUCCACAGAGGUAGUCUUGAAGGGGCCGUGGUUUGUAACUAACUCGAGGACGGGGCCUAAAACGUCGGUCUUUAAACAAGGCUGUGCUUCCAGCCUUGUAAACCGACAGCGAAAUUUUGUAUGAGAGCGUCGGUGCAUCAUUUUCCAAGAUGGCGUGCUGUCUCAGCGCAGAACAGCAAGAGCAAAAACGAAUAAAUCAAGAAAUCGAGAGGCAGUUGAGAAAAGACAAACGAGAUGCCAGGAGAGAACUUAAGUUGUUGUUGUUGGGCACUGGCGAGAGUGGCAAGAGCACGUUCAUCAAGCAGAUGCGGAUCAUCCAUGGUGCAGGCUACUCAGAGGACGAUAAACGGUGCUUUAUCAAGAUCGUGUAUCAGAACAUCUUCAUGGCCAUGAAUGCAAUGAUUCGUGCAAUGGACACACUGAAAAUCAACUACAAAGACCCAAAUAAUGAGGGCAAUGCUAGCCUCGUUCGCCAGAUCGAUCACGAACAUGAGACAGUGUCAACCUUUGAGCAGCAGUUUGUGGACGCCAUCAAGGCGCUGUGGGCAGAUAGCGGCAUACAGGAGUGCUACGACAGGCGGAGAGAAUAUCAGCUGACAGACUCUGCAAAAUACUACUUAGAUGAUGUUGAUAGGAUCACUCAACCUGACUAUUUGCCAACGCUGCAAGAUAUCCUUCGAGUAAGAUCCCCGACCACUGGGAUCAUAGAAUAUCCCUUCGACUUGGAUAGUAUAAUAUUUAGAAUGGUAGAUGUGGGAGGCCAGAGGUCAGAACGGCGCAAGUGGAUACACUGUUUUGAAAACGUCACGUCCAUAAUGUUCUUAGUAGCCUUAAGUGAAUAUGAUCAGGUGUUAGUGGAGUCAGACAAUGAGCAUUUAUGGUAUUUUCCCAAAGGGAACCGGAUGGAGGAAUCAAAGGCGUUGUUCCGCACAAUCAUCACAUACCCAUGGUUUCAAAACUCCUCUGUCAUAUUGUUCCUCAACAAGAAGGAUCUUCUAGAGGAGAAGAUUAUGCAUUCGCACUUAGUCGAUUAUUUCCCAGAAUUUGAUGGUCCAAAGAAGGAUGCCCAGGCUGCUAGAGAGUUUAUACUACGGAUGUUUGUCGACUUGAAUCCAGACCCAGAUAAAAUCAUCUACUCACAUUUCACUUGCGCCACAGAUACGGAAAAUAUUCGGUUUGUGUUUGCAGCAGUGAAAGAUACCAUAUUACAACUUAACUUAAAGGAAUACAAUUUAGUGUGAAAAAAAACAGUGCGGCAAAUUGCCUGUGACGGAGCCGUCAUAAAAAAGUGACCUUGAUUUUUAAACCUUCAUUUCUACAUCCAUGUGACUGGUGUUAUAACGGUUUUCCGGCACUUGUUAAAACAAAACAAAAAAACGUGACCGGACAAAUCAUGCAAGAAGGAUGAUUUUUACCUGGAAACCGUUGUCGUCAUAAUAAUUUUCUAUGACGCAAGUAUGAAAGGGUUGUGUAGUCUUUUUUAAAGACUCAACCCUGCUCUGUCGGCCAUUUUUACUAUGUGCUUUUUUGGCAGGGGGCCGAAGGUUAUUUUGAGUAGCUGUUGUGUUUUAAAACAAUUGGAGAACAAUGUGUAUAUCGUAUAAUGUAAAUUGCACUGUUUCCACGACCAUUGUGUCAUUUUAAAGCUGUGAGACGAGGUGAGAACCUCUAGUUUUGUUAUGGAUGUAUUUUUUUUACUCCCAAAUGUGGCGUUUGACGCUGUGAAGAUUGGACUUCUUGAAAAUUUAAAGUAUCAUACUUAACUACAAGCGAAGCUGUUAUACAUUUGAGUUUCAAGCAGAAUUACAAGUGAAACUACAAGCAAAAACGCUUGUAUUUAUUCCCAAGCAAAUAACUGCACUUUUCACCCUCUAUUGAUGAUUGGCAUGGAAACAGAAUUUUACCAGUCAACAGCCAAUUGAAUAGUGGAAUGUAGCCUACUGUGACAGCUUACAGCGCAAUGUUUGUCUGGUUCAAUUCCAGAAAUGGAAAGCAAUGUAAUUUAUAAUUUAAAGUUAAUUCUUUUUACGAAAAUUGUUAAUGAGAAUGGAGGCAUUUAGUAGUGAUAAUUCGAGGGUUGAAAGGCAAGCUGGUGUUAUCUGAUAUGUAAAUGUGUAGCUUAUACACCAGUUUUUCAUUCAAACCUUGCAAGUGUGUCCUUCAGUCAAUUAUUGUGUUCCACACAUACACAUUGUUCAUAAUUAACAUGUGUUUCUAGUUUUUACAUGUGAUUAAGUGAAUGUCCAUUUGUACUUUUGUCACAUAGCUUUUGUAUGAAACAUUUAUUUCAUAAACAAAUUAAAAUGUAAAAUUGCCCCCAUUGAUAAGGUUCAGUAGCAGUACUUAUCGUAUAUUAAUUAUAAAGUAUACAUAUACAUGUACAGUCAAUCUUGUAUUAAGAGACCACUCAAGGGAGUAAUCAAAAGUGGUCUCUUAAUAAAACGGUCUUUGAAUACAAAAGGCCAUUCUGGAAGAAUGCUUACCCUCAAUUUUAAUCUAUAUGAAGGAUUAUCUCUUUUAUCCACAAUGAUUUUAACUUUUAUAAUAAAAUGAAUAUAAACACAAUACAUAAACAAUAUUUUACUUAUAAUGUGUUUUAUUUUUCACUUAUUAUAAAUUAUCAUUUAUUAUAAAUCAAUUGUGUGUACAUAUUUAUUUGCAAAAACAACAUAGACAAGGAAAUAUUUUUCCUAAGAACAAAGAAUUUUGCUAAAAAUGUGUAACAGUCUACAUAUACAUGAGUACAGCUAAAACUAGAAAUAAAUGUCAGAAGCCAAAAGCUAUGAUAUAUUAUCACAUGUAUUUCUCUUUCCGUUUCUAUAUUGCGCGUUUUUUUUCACCUGACACAUUAUUUUCCACGUCUUCAAGCACCUCGGCUUUACGCUUAAGAAUGUUCUGAAUUUGGGUUUUUCCGACUCCAAUCUCGUCUGCGAUUUUACGUGCACUUAUACUCUUUGACAAUUCCAAAACCCGAAUUUUCGCGUUCAACGUUAAUACUUUUUGUUUUGACAUUUUAAUUUCUGCAUGAACGCUUAAGGAAAUCUAACUCGAUUAUGAUACAUAAUAACUGAAAAAAUUAAAACACGUCAAUUGAAAACAAACAAUCUGACCUGGUUGGAAAAUUUAUUAAGUAAAUAACAAUGUGAUUGGCUUACAAAUAUCUACUAAUUAGCAUUAUUACAAAUUGGUAAUGUACGGAUUUCGACAGAUGUUGCCGAUUAAUAGUUUAUUUUCCGCACUUCUCAGGAAAUGUUUGUCGCGUACAGUGCAUUGUUUCUGCACCUGUUAUCUAUACUCGAGAAAAAUCGGCAUUGUCUCUUAACGAUCCACAUAGUAAACUAUUUAAGCUGUAGACUGUGCGCAAUACGUUCCUCUAUUAUUCAACUCAAUAAAUUAAUACGCAGUCUACAACAAUACCGGUCAGAACCGGUCAACGAGACAAAGCAUAAUCAUAAUGGUUGUGAAAACAAAGCAGAGGUGUAACAGUACAUCUUAUCGGCUUAGAUAAACAAUUAACACGGAUUUGUCCCUGAAAGAUCGAUAGAUUAACCACUUUUACCUCCUAGUGGUCGCUUAAUACAAGAUUCGGACAUCAAAAUACACACAAAUCAGCGGUCGCUGGUCGCGUAAGACAAAAGUCGCUUAAUACAAUAUCAUUAUAAAGCGAAAAAGCUCCGUGGGAUUUCAAAAUGGUCGCAUAAGACAAAGGUCGCUUAAUACAAGUGGUCGCAUCCACAAGAUUGACUGUAUAAUGAAUCAUUGAAAUGAGUUUAAAUCUUUAACUAAAAUACUAUGAUGCUUCUACUACUAUUAUAAAUUUACUAUUAGUCUGACUAAGACUAUGAUUUCGACUAUUUAACUGCCCAAUAUUCUGAUUUUAUUACACGGUUUCUUAUCUGAAAAACUUCUCGAGUGCUAUUUCAUUUGUUUUUUAUACUAAUUGAACCAUUUCCUCUUUUUUAAAGACAGAUUGUCGCUGUUUUUCAUACAAUUUUAUUUGUUGCUGCAAACAGCAAAAUUGUAUUCAUUACUCUAAUGAAAAUUUAGUAUUUAUUGAGUUUUAGUAGUAACAUUAUCAAAUAAGUUGCAAUAUGUGUGUAUGCUUAUCUCUAUAAUUAUGAAAUUGUUGUUAACUAUUGAUUGUAACAGUUGAACAUAACAUUACAUAAAGAUCACAAUAAUACAGAUGACACUAUUACUUCAACUCUUUCAGUGCUGGAACCGAAUUUUGAAGGCCUUUGCAAACAGUUUGAAUCCAGAUGAGACGCCACAGAACGUGGCGUCUCAUCAGGAUCCAAACUGUUUGCUAUUCUUAUAGUAUUCUUUAAAAAAAAAUCGAAGAAAAUGCUAAUAAGAAAUUCAGCAGACGACAAAUUUCCCAGCAUGCAAAGGCUUAACCCAAAAAUUAGUUUCUGGUGAGUGUGACAUAGCCAAUGUCAACAUGUCUGUAUUUUUGUUUUUUUAUAAAACUGUCUUUCUAGGAAUAAAUCAGUGUCUUUGAACAUACAUUUAUUUGUCUUCAAGGACAAAGCUUAUCAUGUUAUAAAACAUAUUAUUAAUUAUUUUUAUUUAAGUUAAAAAAAUGUGACUGCUUGAAAUCAUUCAAGUUGCAAUAGACUAAAGAAUCAGACUAAAUCAUCUCUGUUUAUUGACCACAAUAUUGGCUCAAGUAAGCUCUAAUUUAAUACAGAAUAAUAGCUCAUUGUUCUCAACGGAUGAAAUCGGCCAAAGAGCAAUGCAAUUAUCAUUUUCCCUUUGAAAGCAAAAAUUGUAUGCUUUUCCGCAUUUGUGUUUACAUUCUGACAAGGCGUUAUGGCUUUCCUUCAGAGGUCCAGGUGAAUCUGUGAGAUCUUGUUAAUUAAGCAUUAAUCAAGAUUCUAGACACUUGACAUGCAUAAAUGUAUACUAUUUUCUGCAUUAAUGGAUACAAUAUAAUAUGUUGUUGUAUUUUGUUUUGUUUUAUACUUUUUUGUUUGCAAAUAUUUCACUGGUGCAAUACAUGGAAGAAGAAUUGUUCUUUCUAUGGAAUAUUUUGCAAAACAUGUCAUUUACAGUGAGAAUAAGCGAUCAAAAGAUAUAAUUUGACUCUGAGCACAACAGCAUCUGUGCUUAAAUUUAAUGUAUACAUACAUGUACCUGCUUUUUUGCUUCAGGUCAUCUUAUAUAUAACAUCUUAUAUAUAAUUUUAUGGUGAUAUUUGUAUUUUAAGUUAGCUAUCUUACAAAUUGAAAUAUUUCUAUAUGUAAAUAACCCUUUGCCCAUGUAUUCUGUAUGUCUUCUACUUCAUGGUAUCUUUUGCAGACAUCAACAUUUUGAUCAGCAAUGGCCUUAUGUUUAACCAAUGUUUCAAACAUAUUUUAAUUACUUCCUUAAGUAUUUAAGAUCAAUGAAAGCGGUUUUCUAGUGGAAAAAAGAUGCAUACAAUGAAAACAUAUUUUGAUUAGUUUAAUGUUUGGAAAUUGCUUCAUCCCCUUAUAUGCAGUCAUGAGUGUACUAAUGUUAAGUCUUUCUUGUAUUUUGUCCAUACAAAAACAGUUAUACCAUAAAAACAACUGUGUUAGCUUUUGAAUCAAGUUCAUCUUGAAAGCACCUGUAAAUGAUACAUUUUGCAAAGCAGUGCUUAAUUUAUGUACAUGUGUAACCAUGACUGUCAUGAAAAAACGCAUACCUAUUGUUGUUAUGAACUUGUUCGUUUCCAUUCUAGAUUUGAUAGGGUUUGAUGACAAAUUUGUAUGGUCGAUGUAAUAAAUAAUUAUGUAUGAAAAUGUCUACUUGAAUUUUUCGUAACCCAUUUUCUCAUUAUUUUAAACGUAGCGGUGCUUGAACGUGAUGGAUUGGCAUACAUUCUGGUCAACACUCUGACAGAGUCAAUUACUAUUUCAGGAAUAUCAUGAUUAGCAAAUUGCCUAUCAAAUUCAGAAUUGUAAAAAAAUCUGGGAUUUUGUUUAUGUGUUUAGCUCACAUAAGAACUCAUGGUGAUCUUUUGUUAUCACGUUUGUCUGUAAUUUAUCUUAGCAACACUAUAAAGGCAAUAUUAACUACCAAAUCUUUAGGACAUUGAGUAAAAACAUUUGCCCCAAUGAUAUUUUGGCUGAGUUCAAAAUUGGGUCAAAAACUAGAUCACCCUUGAUAAGUUAAAGAAAAAGUGUUAAAACUCUAAAUCCUAUGUUUUUCCAAUCUUGCUCUAAAUUUUAAUUUUAUUGAUAUCUCAGCUUAGUUUAAAAAUGGUUCUGCCCUUGAAUAAAAAGUCUCCUAGGCCCUAGGUGGCAGUGCAGUUUAGUUUUCUUAUCGCUUGAGUGAAACCUUGUGAACACUUUAUAUUUGUGAACACUACUAAUUUUGUGUUCUUGAUGAAACUUUCAGCCUAAUUUGAAAAUGGUUCUGGUCCAUUGAAAAACAUUGCUAAAAGGAAGGGGUGUCAGUUUUCCUUUUAUGGCUAUAGUUUAACUUUUGGGUCCACGUUUUUUUUUCUCACACAUUGACAUUGUGGUCGGUUUUAUAUAUAUAAAAGCUGCCCUCAGCCAUCGACCCGAAUUCCAAGCUAUGUUGCAAUUAUAUUAAAAGUCGAUAUGACAUGUAUGAAAUUAACAGGAAACGAGAUGCAUCCUUGUGGUAAAUAAUUAUAAUAGGUGGUUGAGCUUGCACACUUACUUCUUGGCAUAGAAAGCUAGGGAUCCAUUCUUGUUCUGUUUAAAUGCUUUCCAGAGAGCACAUUUCUUUCUUCUCAAAUACACCAAUUGUGAAAUGAGUUUCUUCCUUUUCUUUGGUCUUAAAUAUUGAUUUAUGAAAUCAAAUGUCAUAAAGCUUUAUUGAUGAAAUGUGAAAAAUUGUAGGUGUGGUCAAAAUUAUAUCCAAUCUUUCUGAGGCAUAAUUGUCAGAUAUCUCCAUAAAAUUCUGUAUUGCCUUAUGAUGCUCUAAGAAGGCUAACACAUGAUUGAAGAGAAGGAAAAUACGUGACUUAAAGCUUAUUAAAUGUACAUGACACGAAAUCACUAAAUAUUUGGACUUCGUUUUGUUAAGUUUGUCUAAACAUGACAUGAUCAUUAAUUUCAAUUAACGUGUGUUGGAAAUUUCAGUAAUUAAAGUGAUACUUGUGUGAGGUCUGGCUAAAAAAAAUGGUUUGCUGUCUAUUGCCUACCCAGGGUUGUUGGUAAUGAGUACAACAUACUAGUUGUUUUAUUGGUGCAAACAAAAUAACAUGUUCAAAUUAGACCAUUUUUAAAGGAUGGUCUAUGACAGAGUUGACAAUUAAUUUGUUUGCUACCUAUAAUAAGUAAAUGUCUGGGGGAUGAAGAUUUAUUAGUUGAAAGGAUAUUUAAAAAAACAUCUAAAUUUACCCUGAAAACUUAGUAGGGACAAUUUCUUAGGGUGGGAAGGCAGUGAAAAACAAGAUAUUUUUUUAAGUUUGGCCUAAGUCAUAAUUCUACAUGUUCUUCAUACACAUGCUCUGACAUCUUGCCAGCAGUAUUUUACUUGCCAGUAAUUCUCAUGUUUCUUAAAAGAACAGUUCUUUUUAUGUUAAAUGUUAUUUUGAAAGAGAUUUGAAGAGAAUACGAUCUGGAAAGGGUAUGGUGAUGUAAGACUUCAAAUUUAAAUUAUAUUAUGUGCACCAAAGAUAUUUAAUGGUUUUAUCAGAAAAUAUAAAUGUUUGAUGGCACAAGGCAAGUUUGAAAAGAUGGUCUGUCAAUGAUGUUCCUUAUUAUUCUGGUACUUUUGUCCCAAACCGCAUUAUUACCAUAAGGCAUACAUUCAUCACAUAUCCUGACAAAUUCAAUUAACGGUAGAAUCAAAUUUUCUUUGUGUAACAAUUAGUUUCUUUUAUUAACAAAAAGACAUAAACAACUUAUUUACAUGUAUCAAUACAUUUCAUCAAGCUUAACCAUGUGCUUCACUUAACCCUUUACCACUUAGAUAAGUAUUUUCACACCUUUGUAAUCCCUCAAACAAUUAAUUUUAAUUAAAGACCUUUUUUACUAGAUUCAAAUUUUAAAGGUUUCAUUUCCAACCCUUAGAUACAGUUGAGCGGCAAACUGCAUAAAACCUGAACAGACUGCGAGUUACUUGCCGGCUGUUCUGGUUUUAUGCUGUUUGCACAUAGCUUUUUUCAUUUUGUUUCUGAGUGGUAAAGGUUUGGUUUAUACAAUCUACUGUUUACAAACUGGUCCUCAUGCAUAUAUUUUUUUUUUAAACAUAUAGUAUAAAUUGAACAUUAAUUUUUCAUUUAUAUUCUAAACAGCUGAAUUAUAAAGCAUAAUAAGUAAAACCAUUACCUUUUUGUAAUAUUUUGUUUUUGCCAAUUAAAUUAGGUUUUCAAAAUGUGAAUCUUGUAUUUAUUUUAUAUUUACAUGUCAGAAGGGUAAUUUCUGUAUUCAGAUAAUUGAAAGUGAUCAUUGUGUAUCUGAAUCUUAGAACAAUGAAAACAAUCUAUAAUCUAAUUGUAAUUAGUAAUUUGAUCCAAUGUAUUUUGCGGUUAUGUAAGGAACAAAAUGUAGAAGGCCCGAUCAGGGGCAAUUGUUAUAAGAAUUAAAAAAUUAAACUGAUGUUUGCUUAUUAUGUAAAAGUCUAAAAUGAAGUUGUGUUACUUCUGUAUAAUUUUCGGCAUUGUUUAAAUGAAAAUAGGCAUUGCAUAAUCUUAUUUAUUACUAAAUAUACAUUUUUAUUUAACUAAUAGAUUGAGGGUUUUUAGGCUGAUUAACUACAGUAAUAAUAAUUUUACUGAGCUCAUGAGAUAUUUCAUUGCAGUUUAAAACUUAUAAUAAUUUGUUAAGACAUUAGUGUGCCCAAAUUUAUACUGUUUCCCAUAACUACUGACUUUUUUGAAAAUAAAGCAAUAAUAGAUCAAAACAUAAUAAAAGAAAGUGAUCAUUAAAAAAUGUUCUGACCAAAGUAAAAUAUGACAAAUAUUUUUCGUUCAUUUCUGUGGAAGAUAUAUGUCCUGUACUUUUUGCCCUAAUUCAUAUUUAGAUCUUGGAAGGUGUUAUGUUCAGAUCACCCUUAAUGUCUAAUAAACUCCCAAAUGCUUUUAAAAGGUCUGUAAGUUUUAAUACAUGUUUUGCAUCAUGAGUGCUAUUUGUUUAUAUCCAGAAUCCCUUGAACCUUAUAUAAUCUCAUCUAAUGAACCUUAGUUUGAAGUGAAGUUGAAGUUAUGUAAUAAUGUUGGCUUCAAGAACUUUUUGUGUAAGUGAUUUUCAUCACAUUCUUUUACAAGUUAGUUUAGAGUCAGUCUGGCAAAUGCAAUUAUGUUAGUGUAUCUUUUACUGCAUAGAUAUUAUUGUUUAUAAUUUGUGAAUAUAAAAAAUGCCGUGCAUUUAUUGAUUAAGUCGAUUUGCCUCAAUUGCUGUACAGAUAUUUUCAUUCCAUAUUUUCUAGUCUUUUGAAAAACCCAAAAGUGUUUUCAUUUCUCCCCUGUUUGCAGUUUUAAAAUGUUCUGUGUUAAAUGAAUUUGAGUUUCAUUUAUAUUUCUACAAUUUUGUUUUUGUUAAUACGUGUUUUGUUCCAUUUUGUUUAUAAGUACUAUAAACUGUCUUGUUAAUAUGCUUAAUUUUGCAUCAUCCAACAAAAUACCUUGUUACCCACAUAAUUCAACCAUUAAAAAUAUUGUUAUGCUCCCGGAUCGAAUGAUCAGGGGUAUAUUGCUUUUGGCCUGACUGUCUGUCAUUCUGCCUAAAACUUUAACCUUAGUCAUUACUUUUGCAUUAUUGAUGAUAGCAAUUUGAUAUUUAUCAUGCAUUGUUUCUCAUGGAGCUGCACAUUUUGAGAAGUGAAAGGUCAAGGUCAACCUUCAAGGUCAAAGGUCAAAUAUAUGGCUUCAAAGCAGUGCAGUAGGGGGCAUUGUGUUUCACAAACACAGCUCUUGUUAUCUUUAAUAUUCAGCACUUUGAGUGUUUUUAUUCGCAAUAUUCAUUUUAAUGAUCAUUACAUGACGUCAUUUGUGAAAAAAGAUGUCAUCAACUUCUAACAACGUCGCGUUUGUCUCCUUUUUAUACGCCCGUAUAAAAUACGGGACGUAUUAUGUGAAACCCCUUGGCGGCGGGCGGCGGGCGGAAGGCAUCACUUUGUCCGGACUCUAAUUCAAAUUGUAUUCAUCCGAUCUUCACCAAACUUGGUCAGCAGUUGCAUCUAGUUGAUAUCUAGGCCAAGUUCGAAUAUGGGUCAUGCCGGGUCAAAAACUAGGUCAUAGGGUCAAUAAGUGCAUUUUCAAAGGGGCCACUUUGUCCGGACUCUAUUUCAAAUUGUAUUCAUCCGAUCUUCACCAAACUUGGUCAGCAGUUGCAUCUAGUUGAUAUAUAGGCCAAGUUCGAAUAUGGGUCAUGCCGGGUCAAAAACUAGGUCAUAGGGUCAAUUAGUGCAUUUUCAACGGUGCCACUUUGUCCGGACUCUAAUUCAAAUUGUAUUCAUCCGAUCUUCACCAAACUUGGUCAGUAGUUGCAUCUAGUUGAUAUCUAGGUCAAGUUCGAAUAUGGGUCAUGCCGGGUCAAAAACUAGGUCACAAGGUUACUUAGUGCAUUUCAAGCAUUUAGCAUGGUGUCCGCUCUCUAAUUGAAGUAGUUUGCAUCUGAUCAUCACCUAAUUUGGUCAGAAGUUGAGUCUAGAUGAUAUGUAGAUCAAAUUCGAAUAUGGGUCAUGCCGGGUCAAAAACGAGGUCACGAUCGGACACAUAAUGAAUUUCAAGCAUUUAGCAUGGUGCCCGCUCUCUAAUUGAAGUAGUUUUCAUUUGAUCUUCACCAAAUUUAGUCAGAUGUUACAUCUAAAUGAUAUCUAGGUCAAGUUCAAAUAUGGGUCAUGCCGGGUCAAUAACUAGGUCUCGAGGUCACUUAGUGCAUUUCAAGCAUUAAGCAUGGUGUCCAAAACCUCCGAACGGGCGUAUCUUGUGACAGUUUGGCACUCUUGUUUAAUUUGAUGGAAGGUUUAGGUAAAUAGUAAUUUUCUUGUUAAAAGUCAUUUGAUAAAAAAAACAAUUUGCACUCAUUGUCAUUUCAUAAAUUUCUUUAUUAAACUACUUAGAAAAUACCAAGUAACUGUGACUUAUGAAAUAUAGCGAAGAUAUUUGUGGGUGCUUUUCAUGUAUGCUUCUUUAAAAAAAAAGUGUCUUGUUUUGUGACCAGGUCCUACAGUUUUUGUUAAUUAGAAAGGUCUCCUGGAUUACACCACUUUUUUCUGCAUUAAUCUGUAUGACAUAAUUUUGUGAUAAAUUUACUAUUGUCGUUCAGUAUAGGAAUAAAUUGUUCAUUUAUCAUAAUAAAGAAAUUCAUUUAUUGUAAUAUUUCGUGUGAUGUACGCAUAAAAGGCUUGAUGAAAUUUUUACAUUAUCAUGGAAGAAUAUAUGAUGAAAUCAUUUUUAUAUCCUUACAAUGUAUUGAAAGAUUUUAAAUGUGUGUUUUGUGUGUUAAAUGUGUGAUGUCAUAGACAUAUUUUAAUGACGUCAUGAGUUUAUGCUUACUUGUGACAUUUUGGCGGCAAAUUAUAGUGUCGUCCAGUAGUGUAAUUCAUAAAUUUGUUGUAAGUUUACUGAUCACAACGUAUUUCUGUAUAGUAAAUGUUUUUGAGAUUUGAUAUGCUGUAAGACUCUACAUCAUUAUUAAUUUAUAUUUCAUCAAUUGUAUAAUAACCAAUUAUUGAAGGUUUGCCUAUUCUGGAACAAAUCUGCUCAUUCUGUAUCGAUAAGUAGCAUUAAUUUACAUCGUUGAAGAGAACUCACCCACAACAAUGGCUCAAGGCACAAACAAUUUAAUAUGCAUGGGUGAAAGCUUUCGUUAUUUAUUCUUAAUUAAGUCUUUAUAAAGGGUUUUAACCUACAUAAAUUCUAUCACUAUGAGUUUAUCACUGAAUCCAGUUUAAAGAUGUUAAAUUUCUGCCCUUUCACCCGUAAAUAUUUGUUUAACAUAGAUUUUAAAUUGUUUUAAACUGACAGAUCCAGUAAAAUGAUAUAGGAACAAUGCUACAAAUAUGCUACGAAAAGAUCUGCAUUUUCAGUUUAGUCCGAAUUAGCAUUGGCCUAAUGUUGGGGUCAUAUUGUUUCACAUUUCAUUCCAUUCUGUAAAAGGCUAUCCAUCAAAUGUGUACUUUUUUCUGGUGAAAAUGCAUGAACGCUUUCUAUGAAAAGAGUCCCAUUGCAUGUUGUGUACUGAUUUCGAAUGCCUGAAUGCCCUUAGUUUCACUCUAAAAAUAAUUGAUAUUUAUGCCCCCCUUCGAAGUAGAGGGGUAUAUUGUUUUGCUCAUGUUGGUCCGUCCGUCCGUCCACCAGAUGGUUUCCGGAUCAUAACUCAAGAACGCUUAGGCCUAGGAUCAUGAAACUUCAUAGGUACAUUGAUCAUGACUGGCAGAUGACCCCUAUUGAUUUUCAGGUCACUAGGUCAAAGGUCAAGGUCACAGUGACUCAAAAAUAUUAAAAUGGUUUCCGGAUGAUAACUCAAGAAUGCUUAGGCCUAGGAUCAUGAAACUUCACAGGUACAUUGAUCAUGACUGGCAGAUGACCCCUAUUGAUUUUCAGGUCACUAGGUCAAAGUCACAGUGACUUGAAAUAGUAAAAUGGUUUCCGGAUGAUAACUCAAGAAUGCUUACGCCUAGGAUCAUGAAACUUCAUAGGUACAUUGAGCAUGAAUGGCAGAUGACCCCUAUUGAUUUUCUGGUCACUAGGUCAAAGGUCAAGGUCACAGUGACUCGAAACAGUUUCUGGAUGAUAACUCAUGAAUGCUUACACCUAUGAUCAUGAAACUUCAUAGGUUCAUUGAUCAUGACUGGCAGAUUACCCCUAUUGAUUUUCAGGUCACUAGGUCAAAGGUCAAGGUCACAGUGAUUCAUUAAUUGUGUUUGUCCAAAACUUCAACCUUGGUCAAAGUUUUGCAAUAUCUAAAAUGGUUUCCGGAUGAUUACUCAAGAAUGCUUAGGCCUAGGAUCAUGAAACUUCAUAGGUACAUUGAUCAUGACUGGCAGAUGACCCCUAUUGAUUUUCAGGUCGCUAGGUCAAAGGUCAAGGUCACAGUGACAAAAAACGUAUUCACACAAUGGCUGCCACUACAACUUACAGCCCAUAUGGGGGACAUGCAUGUUUUACAAACAGCCCUUGAUAUAUUUUUAUUGAGAUGAUAAUUAUAAUUUUUCAGUUCUACAUUUAUUAUAUAGUUGUCAAUAUUGUUGCACAUUUUUCUGCUUCGAGUCUUAUUUGGCGACUGUCUCAUAACUACUCUUUUGCACCAGUUUAUUAUCAUUUUAUGGACCUUUAUCUCGCCCCUUUCAAGAAUACCAAUAUUCUGUAAUUUAAACAAUCAGCAUCAAGUACACAUUUGCACUUGCUUACUAAUAAGCCAUUUUUUUAUGAAGAUUUCUUCAAAUGUUCACAACUAAAUUACAAAUGGGCUGUUCACGCAAAUAUGCACCUUGGCAAAUUUACUUAUGUAAAUAGAAAGCUUUUAAAAAUUCAAUUUCUUAAUCUUUCCUAAGGUGGCAUAAACUUCUUGUUCAAGUUUCUUGUGUUUUGAUAUUUUCAGUUAUUUUGGUACAUAUACCAUUUGUAACAAACAAAGAAAUAGUGCUCUGUGACGUACACUUUUUCCAAGUUAAGCAUGAUACAAAACAAAACCUAGUGUCAGAUACUAUGAACAUAUAUCUCUGUCUUGAGUUGUUUUUGUUUUUAUGAGUUAAAACAUCAUGCUGAACUUUGUGAUCUAAGUUGAAAUAGUAAAUUAAACCAUAUCAUGAAGCGUUCGUUACUGCUAAUAUAUGACAGAUAUCAUGUUAUCAAGUGUUUUGUAAACGAGAAAAUGUGUCAAAUACUGUAGUAUGUUAUUUUACGUCAAAAGAAAGAUAACUGUGUCUUAUCUUUCAUGGCACAAUACAAGUAUUUAAAUACGCAUUCUGAAGAACAAUACUAAAACGUCUUACUUUUGGCAAGGCAGACAAAACGUUAUGGAACAUGAUACGCGUAUACAUUUCUAUCAUUACUGAAUGUCUGAUGAAUGUGUGACUAUGAUUUUUAUUUGUGUCUUGUUCUGUGGAAAUUGGGCAAAAUGCAUGUGCGUAAAGUGUCGUCCCAGAUUAGCCUGUGCAGUCCGCACAAUCAGGGAUGACACUUUUGGCUUAAAUGGUAUUUUCGUUUAAAGGAAGUGCCUUUUUAACCGAAAAUCUAUGUUAAGCGAAAAGUGUCGUUCCUGAUUAGCCAGUGCGGACUGCACAGGCUAAUCUGGGCCGACGCUUUACGCACAUGCCUUAAGCCCAUUUUUCUCAGAACAAGACACAUUUUGUUCAAUAUUUUUGUCUUCUGCGGAGGCUAUACCCUUUAUUGUAUUCGAUUGUAAUUUAUUAUGAAUAAAUCGUAUAACUUUU